Molecule: messenger RNA, 1684 nt
Organism: Oryza sativa Japonica Group (Japanese rice)
Lineage: Eukaryota; Viridiplantae; Streptophyta; Magnoliopsida; Poales; Poaceae
Source: RefSeq, a predicted model, not a curated record
CCAUUCCUCCCUGAGAUGAGAUGCCCUCGCCUACGGUGGCGGCGGCGGCGAGAGCACGCAGCCUGCUCGGAGGUGGGUUUGUUGGAGGAGAGAACGAGACGCGGCGGCCCAGGUGGGUUGGGUGUACGGACACUGGUCCGUUCCGUUUGCUAGGUACUCUUUGGCGCUGAUCGGUAAUGCUGCACGUUCAUUUUAUACGGCUGUAACAGGACGCCCAGCUUGCUAGCUGCAGCUGCCAACACAAACGAUCAAAGUCUCUGUUUAUGCUUAUGAGUCUGAGCCGAAAAGUCUAAUAUAAAUAAACAAACAGUUUAUUUUUUAGUAUUUUAAUGCUAUAAGUCACUCUUACAUUGUUAAUCCAAGUGUUAUUAACAGCUUUAUGACCUUAUCUUACAGUCUCUGGUUUCAGUUCUAACUCAAGAGAAUCGAUUCCUAAAUCCCCAUGCUUCAAUUUUCCUCAAGUAAAAGAAAACAGAGGCAGCUACCAUAGGGAGGCGCAUCAAGUGUGUUGUACCAACCGGGAUAAACAGCUUUAUUUUCCCUAAAACAACCUGCACGUCAGCUACAUUACCGUUCCGGCUCAACUAAAAUGGGCCACAAUGUGACAAAUACGGUUUAGGCCCCUACUAAUUGAGCCCCAUUCCUGAGCUAUAUGGGCCAGAAUAUAUAUGGGCCCCUUCGAACAUGACGUCACCACGCUGCCCUGCAAACCGUCACCCCACUCGCCCCCCAUCGACUUCGUACCAGACCGUCACCGCCGCCUUCGAUCCCUCGCCUCGCCUCGCCUCGCGUCGCGCGCAUGGCGAGAACUCCGGUGGCAGCGGAGUCCGGCUCCGACCUCCGUUUCGGCUUGCUCGAGGAAGGCCGGCCGCAUCCCCCGGUCGUCGCGGCCGCGGCGGCGGCGCUCGUGGGCGGAGCGCAGCGGCGCCGCAACUCGACGCCUCCAUGGCUGCACGCGCUUAGGUUGUUCUGCAUCAUCGCCGCCACCGCGAUGGUGGCCGUCUUCGCCGCGUGGGUUUUCCCCCGGUGCAAGGGCAAGCAGGACGUGCUCCUGUGCGUCGUCGCCCUAGCCGGUGCCGUGUUCACCGGGCCGAUCCUGGGGUUUCUGCUGACGACGUGCGCCGCCGACGCUGACGACCACGAGGCGGCCGCGCGCGUCGCCUCGCGCUACACCAGGUGCGAGGAGAACGUGGGACGAUCCGUCAUCCUGGCCGUUGCGCUGCUGGGCCUCUACGCCAUCUACCUCGCCGCCGUGAGCUGCGGCGGAGAAGUCGACAGGUUCCUGCUGGCGGCUUACUACGGCGUGAUGGGCGUCGGGGUGAUCGUUGGGCACUCCGUUUCGUGGAUCAUGGGAUGCUUUCUGCGCCGCGAUUAGAGAUGGAGAGCAGUGGAUCAUGGUAUGUCAAUUAUUUGCUUUCUCGGCAACCGCAAUUGGUUUGAUUCGACGAUGAUCGUUGGGUAAUGAAACACUGGUUUUGAAUUCAAUGUCACAAGGAUGCUUUCUAGCUAUGCUGUGAUUAGAGAUGGAGAGCAGUAUUAGGAUAGAUACAUCGGUCCUAUGGAUACUCAGUUUUUUAUUCUCGUCAUUAAUGGAGAAUAUAUGGCACCUUAAUUACUGUCUACGGAUUGCUUUUAAUCAGAGCAGCUUGGCAUAGAUAAUGAGAUGAGGAACUGCUUUGUUGUU